Messenger RNA from Spodoptera litura, 5413 nucleotides. It is a transcript of the gene cpx, whose product is annotated as synaptic transmission protein complexin. Lineage: Eukaryota; Metazoa; Arthropoda; Insecta; Lepidoptera; Noctuidae. Gene Ontology annotation, biological process: synaptic vesicle exocytosis; regulation of neurotransmitter secretion; neurotransmitter transport. The record is from RefSeq and is a predicted model, not a curated record. Gene Ontology annotation, molecular function: syntaxin binding. Gene Ontology annotation, cellular component: terminal bouton; SNARE complex.
CGUCGACAAGACGUGUCUCUCCGUUCAAACAUGUCAUAGCUUCUUACGUACUUCUCCUUCUUCUUCUUAUAACAAUACGUAUCAUGUAUUUUCUAAUGUAGGCAAAAUUUGGUGCUCAAUAUUACAAAGUAAAAGUAUUUUUUAUAUACGGACUUUAUGGCGACUUGUUAUUAGAUUGUAGUAGAUAUAUAUAUUUAUUAUAUUUUUGGUACGGAAAGUGUGAUUAAAGCAGCAAGAUGAACUUCAUCGGGGCAGUUGGUGGUGAUGGUGAUGAUAGCGACGAUAAGGAAAAGGAAGAGGAAGCAGAACGCGAACGGCAAGAAGCCAUCCGUGAGGCUGAGGAGAGGCGCAAGGAGAAGCACCGCAAGAUGGAGGAGGAGCGCGAGAAGAUGCGCCAGGAGAUCAGGGAUAAGUACAAAAUCCCGAAGAAGGAGGAGGUGGUGGAACAGCAGCAGGCUGAGCCUGACAACCCCCUCAUGAGGAAGAAGAAGACUCCUGAGGAACUCGCGGCUGAAGCGGAGCUUGAAGACCAGGAUGAGUUCACUAAACUCAAAAACACCAUCGAAACACAAGUGAACGAACUAAAGUCGCAGAUCGAGAGCAAGUGCGUGAUGCAGUGAGCGCCUCUCGACCAUUGUACAACUAUCUGAAUACAUGAUGUAGCUGAGCUAAGGUCAUUGUUACGACGAUGUUUCACACCCUGUAUACACCCCACCACCCACACGAGCCCCGGAUAGCGAAUAAACAAAAACUAACAAUUUCGUUCGGACGUAUCAAUCAUUCGCGCUCAACAUUUUUGUAGGAGAGAUUCGAAUUCUAAAUUUUUUCGGAACGUAGUUGGCUAGUGGCGCGUUGGUGCUUGAUAAUAAGCAAUAAUAUUUUUAUACAUUCAUAAAAAAUUUUUGGAAGGCAGCCCUCGAUACAACUGUGAAGCGCGUUUCUGAACGUAUGGUCAAAAAGUCAUUAACUACCGAGCGUCAGAUGAACGCAGUCGUGCACUCGUCAAACAGUUUAUAUGUUGGAGCUUGUGAUAUAUUGUUAUUUAAGUGUAAAGUUGAAAUAAUAUAAAUACAACUAGAAAGAAUCGGUGUAAUCUAUUUAAAAUGGAAGACAAGUUAUUAUAAGAAACUCUAGCACGCGUGUAGACUCGACAAUCGAUUACUCGACUAUUCAUCGCCUUCUCUUCUCUAUUUCGCACUUACAUUGAAAUAACAAUGUAUUCGAUCUGUCGGUGUAUUUGUUUCAUCCAAAUUCCACGCUUGUCUGACGGUCUGCCUGUUUCCCGUGGUCUUACUACGAUUCGCUUGAGCUCUUCGACUUUUGCCUCUAAAUCUUUUGCAUGCGUGCUUAUGCAGUGUUAAUCUAUGUGUCAAUGUAAUUUCUGUUAGGUGUACAUACCUGUAAUCGACCUAGCCUUAAUAUCCACAUCGAAUAUAAUAGGUAAUUGUUAUGGAGGCGCGCCGCGCCCGCUGUUGUCCAAUACUUUCUUGCAUGUUUAAUAUAAGACUCAAUGUUCAUUUAGUGUUUAAUGUGUAAAAUGUUGUAGAUAAACAAGUGGAUCGCGUUGUGUUACCGUCGCGCCGACGAGCGUUGUUCUAAUCUAAUGUUUUAUCGAUGUUUUACGCUUAGGUAUUAAAGUUAAAUAACACAUUGUGGUGUGAGCAAAUUAUUCGAGCGAUUGCACCAAUCGGAGCGGACUACGAAUGUAAACUUUGUUGGCGGCAGAGAGUUGUAAUGAAUAUCUAUUAUUGGCAGUGGUCGCAAAGUAAGAGCUAGACGGCGCACGCAGACAGCGGGUCGAUGGGGCAGACUUGAGGGAAGCGCGUCCUGAAGGCAGAUCGUGCUAAUUGUUCGAACAAUGUUGUCCACAUAGUUAUAAAGCUGCAAAUGCAAAAGAUUUGUUAUCGUCAAAAGCUGUGAUAUAUGAAUAUAAUAAACUAAAGCGCGCAAUGCGACGACGCUCGCGCUCUUAGCUUCUUCAAUCUUUCAAUCUUUCAAUGUUCGACACGAAACUAUCAUUGUACCUUCUUGUAGAUCGGACCUCUUCGGAUUACAAUCUCUUCAAUCAGCACAUCAUGUAUUUUAUAUAUCUCUGUUAUAUAUUCACACGCGAUGCUCUCUGGCGACAGUAGCUUAGUAAGUUCUCAGUAGACUUGUCUUUAGAUCUCAUGUGAUAGCUGAAGUGGUACAUAUUAUACAUGUUGCAAGUUAACUGACGUCGAUGUUCACCCGUGCACUGUGUCCGUUUACGAUAAUUACGACUUACACAAACAUAGCUGUAUCCAUAGGUUAAUUUGUUAAUUAGUUCAAACAUUAAGUACAACAGAAUAAGGACACUGACACCAAUCUACAUAGUAUAAUUUAUAUCGAUGGCACAUCACUAACUAGUCGAGUUGUCAGACAGUUGGCCGAUGCAUCGAUUCGCUACCAGUCGCAUCGCGUGUUAAAUACUAAGAUUAUUUUAGAUACUUCACUUACACACUUGAUGCUUGCUUAUUUUCUUACGUUAUAUGACGUCCUGUCAAUUACACCUACCUUCUCUUCACACAUAUACUAUUCAAUAUACAAACAUGUAAAUAAAAAAGCAAUAAUUUCAGAUUGUUUAUUGAGAAUGCUACUAUUUUUCUGAAGUAUAAGAAUCGACUAUUUUUCGCACUGUACUGCACUCGAUAUAUUAUCAUAGCUUGUCUCAUAGUUCCCUUGUUUGGAGCACGCAUUACGCAUCGCUAACGUAAGGUGGGCAUCACUCCUACGGCCCCGUCCGGCCACGUCACUAGAGUAAGCGAAAUAUAUACUUAACGUUUCACGAUGUAUGUGUGGUUAGACUAGGUAAUAAUAUAUAACAUAGUUGUACCGUAUGUGCAUGGCAAAUCUAGCUAAAUGGUUGUAUGUAGACAUUCAAUACAAUAAUAGUCGGUAAGUCUUGGAGCUGUCUGAUGACCAAGUUUCGACAGAAUCUAUCUUUCCUUCAUCCUCUUGUGUGUUAGCUAAUACUAAUCUAUAACCUUUGUCUAUAUCUUCAAUCUAUCGUAGUGUAGUCUGCGUUCUACGUUGUUGACUCUCAAGUAGCUGAUAGUUUAGAUAAAAUGUUAUUUUGGUAUAGAGCGGUCUGUACUGAGGAGUGUGGACUUACUGUCACUAAUUUAAAAUUAACGGAACGUGCGGUCGCUUUGGUUGCUGCAUGACGUGUGCGCAGUGUGCUCAGCUCUUGGCGUGUUGGUGUCGUUCUCUACUAAUUAGUCGCGUGCGCGUGUCGAGCUGUGUGUAAACGUAACGUUAGUCGCUUCUAUUCUCGUGUAUUUAAGCUUUCGAUGUUCAGUGUAAUAGUUGAUAGUGAUAACGUUGCUUCACUGCGCCACUUCUUAAGGAAUUUGGGUGAUAUCAAAUGGUUGUUGAAUUAUUUUAUGUACCUAAUACGAACGUGUUUCUGCUGUCAAUGUUUGUGUUACAAGAUCGUGGUGAUGUAACUGUGUAUACAUCGAUCUCUUCGCCCUGUCUGUCACCGUGUUCUCUAUAUCUUCACACAACAGUAUAUUAUUGUAUUUCUUUUUUAUAAUAUUAUAGUGAAUUUAUAAAGAGGUUUAUACAAGGUAGACGUGUAGUUUAGACAUAAAGAAAAUUAUUGUAAAAUCAAAAUUUUUGAAAAGAAUAUAAAGUAAAUGAUUUCCGUAUAAUGAUCCCGUAGUGUUAAUUUUAAGGAAUCCAAGAUGUCGCGACCAAUUUUUAUAUGUUUUGCCACGAGGAAGUAAUUGAUGUAACAGUUGGAUAUUUUCAAAUCUUAUGACUCUCAUACUCAGGGUAAUAUACUUAUAGUUAUCUGUUCAUAGUAUGAUUUAGAUCGUUUAGCUAUGAAAUGUAUGACUUUUUGGCCUACGAAGGCUUUACUUACCUUUCUUCUUACCUCUUCCUCUAUUUGUGACCCUUGACCCAAACGGUAGAACGUCUUGAUAUUUCACUGUUGUUCUUAAAUCCUUAGAGGAGUUAUGAAAUGGUAGACUAAAUAACAUUUUAUGACAUAACUUGUUAAACUUAUUAAAUAAACUAGCCUAUUGAUAGUUGCACUAGGUAUAAUGUAAGGGGUGUCACGUGAUGGUGCAUUUGUCGGCACGGCCGCUCGCAGUGACACGUGAUAAUACUCAAGCGGGACAAAUGCAUCAUUAUCUGCGGAGUUACAAAGAGACUGCGCGAGCGCCGGUAGUGCUAUCAUCUGACCAGAGAGAGAGCAGACGCUAUGAACGAGAGAGUUAGUAAGCAAGGCUACACUAUGCAAUACUGUCGUACACUCAAAUGAUAACCCUACCGAUACUCAUACAUUCAUAAACUGGUCGUUGCUGGCAGAGACAGACGAAAGGCGGUCGGUGAUUGCAAUACCGUAUAGACAAUUAGAGACAACGACACUGUACCACACACUCAAGAGCUUUUACACUGAAUGCCAAUAUUUGUUUGAUGUUGUUAUUGUUUCAAGUCUCGGGCGGCGCAGGAGUUGCAAAGAACUGAUUAUAAAGUGCCACACACAUACAGUAACUGCGCUGACAUGGUUCCACAGACUCUGCGCUGUCGGUGGAACGGUUCGAUGUGAUUCUGAAUCGUUUACAAAUAUAUUCUGUUGUUGUAGGAGCGCGCACAGUAUGGCCGCCGCCCUCCGAGUACGAGUGUUGUGGUACGGCAGGCGGCCGCACUGUCCGCGGCUCGAUUCUUGUUUGUAUAUUAUAGUUAUUGGCCAACACACUAGUUCGUUAGCUUUUAAUAUUAGUGACAUUAUAGUGUUAAAAUUGCAAGUUUACAGAAUGUAUAAAAUUCCAAUGAAACCAUUAAGUACUCAUAUAUGAACGGGGUUCAUAUGUAUGUUGUCUUGUUAUAUUAAAGAAGAAACGGUUAGUAGUUUAUCCACAAUUAAAUUUAAACUUAGGGAUUAUGGAUGAAUAACGAAAAAGGUUAUUGUUGAAAAAUGUUUUUAGGUAAUUAAAUAAACGGAUUGAGCUUCUGUGACACCUUGUUGUUAACAAUAAGUUAGGUUUGGUUGCAGUGACCGCCCCGCGGCCGAUUCAUGCCGCCGACGCCGUGACUAUAUGUCGGCCAUUGACCUCUGUACCCUGGCCAAAUGUUGAAUCGGCCGUGCAGGGUGUGGCUAUCUUCUGGCUGUAUACAAACUGCCGUAAUAAACUCUAUUCUUAUAUAAAUAAGGUUAGUUUUCCUUUCACGACUGUAUCACUGUAGGACAUAGACGCUUUUUCGCUACACUUCGUUCGCCAUUACUGUUGCGGAGCAUUGUUAAUGUUUAUUUACAAGGUCCCUAUUAGUUAUUGUAUAAAAGUUUAGAGGUAGCCAUUUUCAUAUAUGUACGUUGAGUUAAAUGUGAAAAUGGUUUACCUAACAUGUUGUUAAAUAAUAAAUAAACUACAUUGUACCACUA